AUGGGCGCCUACGACGAAAACACCAUCACUCAGCUAGUUACAGAGAUAUACCAGCUCCAAAUCAAGCUUUGCGCUAUUGAAGCGGACCAAGUCGCUUUCCCACCAGAUGGGGGCCAUGAUAUCAACGUGGAACUCUGCGAAUCGCUACACUACAGCCCAGCCGUCAUAUCCUUGAUGAAAAAGUUGCCGUAUCCCAAGAAAAGAGAAAUGCAGUUGGAUAUAAGCCUGCUUCCCCAAGGAUUUCCCUUGGUAUAUACCGACGAUUUAGAUAUUGAGCUCGGUCGUGAUCCCCAGAACGCGCCCUCUGGUGGCCUCGAACCCCUUCGUCUCGACUUUUUAUUGCCCCAAGAUGUUGCGCUUACGCUCAUGUAUACCCGAGACGGUGUAUCGCACAUACUAGAUACGCAAGAUGGCAAGCUUCUCCCCACUCCUGCUCUGGCUUGCUUGUCGCUAAUGUUCCAAUUAGGCACAAUUCGGCUCUUUCGCCCACAGGGAUACCCUCCAGCUUCCGAGGGCUACCAGUAUGAGCGCCCGGAUGAUACGUUUCAUUACCGUAAUUGGCCCCCUCAGGAUGCCGAGACGUAUUUGCGUGAUCUUGUCAACAAUAUCAAAACACUGAAAUCUAUACCCUGCAGCCUAUAUCCCUACUAUUUCGAUAUUGACGAGCCAGAUGUGCAAUCUGAGAUGAAGGAAAUUAUCGAGAGCUACGGGUGGCCCGAUCAAUUUCGACGAGAUGAAUGGAAAUCACGCAUGGAAGAGCACUGGCAAGACACUAUGUGA
Molecule: messenger RNA, 780 nt
Organism: Pestalotiopsis fici W106-1
Lineage: Eukaryota; Fungi; Ascomycota; Sordariomycetes; Amphisphaeriales; Sporocadaceae
Exons: 2
Coding region: 1-780 (259 amino acids)
Source: RefSeq, a predicted model, not a curated record